AUGGCUGACUUCGGUUACUUUGACGACGAUGGGUCUUUUUAUCUGCUUCCAGCCGAACCUAUCAGACUGGCAGACUACAGCACCCACCCCAAUUCGAACAACUGUCAAUUGGUCUUCAGUCAAGCUUCGGCUGGAAAUUCCCAUUCAAACUCGAAUUCGCAGGAAUCGUCUUGUCCAACGAGCAGUACGAGCGAGACCAGUGCACCUCCCGAACAUGAAUCAAUACCUGGUCCUACAGUCCAGAAGCAUAUUCCCGUUCGACCGGAGGACAUUUAUCACAUGUCAGGUGGAAUGGACCAAAUCCAACUUCAAUAUCUUGAAGAUGACUCCAUAUGUAUUGAAGAUGACUCCCAGGUGCUGCAGAUGGUAGCUGGUAUGAAUCCCGACCAGCGAAUGCCUGCUCUUCAGCAGAGAUCUAUGCUCGGUAUACCUGCACUCGAGCAAGCUGAGCCCUUGGAGGGAGUGAGCCUUCUUUGCGGCAUUCUCACCGGAGCCCUUCACACAGAGGCAGAGCUGGCUUCGACCUUGCAGAACCUCAGUCAAUGGACAAACACAGUCAAAAGAAAGUUGAACGACAGAAAGUUGAACGACAAAAAGUUGAACGACAGGAAGUUGAACGACAGGAAGUUGAACGACAGGAAGUUGAACGACAGGAAGUUGAACGACAGGAAGUUGAACGACAGGAAGUUGAACGACAGGAAGUUGAUCGACAGAAAGUUGAUCGACAAAAAGAUGAACGACAAAAACAGGGUCACAAAGAGGCCCGCGUCCAAACCAAACAUGUCUUCUGUGGGUGGAAGUGACAAGAAGAAAAAGGCAAAGAAGUUCUUCCGGUGCACUGACUGUGGCACAACAUGUGGUACUAUGGGAGCAUCCCAGCGACAUGCUGAUUAUAUCCACCAGCCAAGUACCAAGUAUUACUGCUCUUUUUGCGAUCACGUUUCGUAUAGAAAAGACAAACAUCGUGAUCACUGUCGAACUGCGCAUUUAUGGGGAACAACCGACGAGGAGAUUAACGAAUGCAUGGAGCCCCUCAACUGUCCACCUGUCUGCAAGCUUUGCCCGAGGCAGACUGGAAACUGGAAAGAGUUCUACAAAUGCUUUAUCAGCCACGGUAUCAUCGGCCAACCCGAUGAAGAUGAGGAGGUAGAAACUGAUGAUGAAGAUGAUGAAGAUGUCGACCCAGCCCCUGGUAAUGGUCGCACCUUUCCACCAGUAAUCGGGGGCACAAACGUGCGUCUAGCACAGGGCCAGAAUGAAUACUAUCCUGGCAUUUCAAACCAGAGCUGGAACUCAUUCUCUAUUCAGAGCCCGAAUAUCAGCGUCAACCCACAAGCCUUCGAUAUGGAUCGCUCAUUCUCGCAUGAUGUUGGCAUGUUGGCACCUCAACCAGGUAUCCUCCACGAUAAUCAGUUUCAAAAACGCCGAGCAGCUGGUCAUUCUGAUAUUCUCCGGGGAGUUACCCAGCUUGGGCUACCCCCACAGCACCCACCAAAGCGAGCCAGACAAGCUAGUGCUGAGUCUCCAGAGCACCGCCUCUGUUGGGGAUGCAAACACCAAUUCAGCGGCUGUGAUCUCUGUGAAAACAAAACAGCAUCGGUUGACAGAUGCCACGCGUGCCCUGGUGCUACGAUACCUAUAGCAAGCGCAUCAGGAUCUCAAGUGGCUCGACGUACUGCUCAAGGCCAGGGCAUGAAUAAUACGUCUUUUAUCAUUCCUCAGGGCCAGCAGCAAAUGCGUCAUGGACAGUGGCUGACUCCUACACCACUUGGAAACAACCGUCAAAUGCCACAGCAGCGCCCUGGAAAUCGUCGUCUCACCGGAAGUCCCCAGGGACUCCCUCGAGACCCAUUUUAUCAUGCCAAUAUGGUGAUGACCCUGGAACUACCAGAUUUAAGCGAGGAGGACUUACUUUCCCCUGGACCUAAGCCCUCUGAUGCGAAUUUCGGAGGUACCUGGUUGAGUUGCCUUCCCAUCCGAGUCCCACUCCUAGGAAUGGCCAAGGAGCCCUCAGAAGCAACAGUUUCGGGGUUGGAGUAUGGAGGCGAAACCAUAUCCCCCCUGGGCAAUCUGCCUGUGGCUAGAAUUGGGAAAUCAAUUCCAAAUCUAUGUGGCUGCCCCUGUCGAACGAAAACCUCCUACUCGAGCAAUGCCCGCGUUGAACUUGCUCCUGGCAAAAUUCUUGACAUGACCCUUACAAUCCUCCCACAAGAUCGCGUUGUGCAUCCCCUCCGGACCAGGGUCAGGGUCGUAGUGAAGCUGCUUAAGUUACGCUCCUCGGUCGCUCGGGCAGGGAACAAGAAGAAGAACAAGGAAGACGCGAAGGCCAUUGAAGAAGUCCUCAAAACGAGCUUGGAUGGUUCAGCCUCCACAGAGCCUGUCAAGGAAAGUCAAGAAGACCCCGUCGAUGAAUCCGACUGCUCUGAGUUCGAGGACGACGGUUUGUUCUCCGACGCCGAGUCCGUCACGUCUUCCAUCUUUGAAGCUUCUUCGGUCUCCGAACUUGCCAUGGUUCCUUUUAAGAGAUCAAAACCAGCCUUGUUCCACAAUGACGAAGACGAGGAUGAAAAUGCCUCGGACCUGUCCCCCGACAGGGAACCAGAUGAUACCGAAGCCCUCCAAACACAAUCUCUAUUCCAAAUAUGCGACUACGAAGAGACCGAGCUGGAGAUUUCCAUGGACCUCGAUUUCCAAACCUGUCUCGAGAGACUUUCCACUUGGACCGAUGGCCUCGCCGACAUCGAGUACUCCGGUCAUACGAUCAGCGAUCCUACCCGUGUCUUUGAAUACUUUUUCAAAUACAUAAUUUACGUGAUAUUCGCCCUAAGCCGCUCCAGAAUCAUGACUGAUAAUCGUUGA
Molecule: messenger RNA, 2859 nt
Organism: Penicillium odoratum
Lineage: Eukaryota; Fungi; Ascomycota; Eurotiomycetes; Eurotiales; Aspergillaceae
Product: putative C2H2 zinc finger domain protein
Exons: 3
Coding region: 1-2859 (952 amino acids)
Source: RefSeq, a predicted model, not a curated record